ACCAUCUUGUGUCAGUAGACAUCAGUAUCGAAUCAAUGAAAGUUCUGCUAGUAUUUAUCGGUGCACUGGCUCUGUCCAGUUGUGCUUCUGUUGAGAAUCCUAAAUUACGUUCGAAGUGGAAUAGUGGUUCCGCAGGAAGAAUUGUGAAUGGAGCUGAGGCCAAACCGGGCCAAUUUCCCUACCAGGUGGUACUGCACAGUUAUUUCAAGAAUGGAUAUCGAGAGUUGUGCGGAGGCUCUCUUUUGACGGUCAACUACGUGUUGACAGUAGCUCAUUGCCUUGUGUACAUGUUUGUGGAAGAUGUUGCCACGCACGGAACGGUGUUUCUCGGUGUCCACAAUCGUCAAAUGGAAGAACCUUCCCAGCAACGCAUUGAAUAUGGGUCAAUCAACGUCCAUCCAGGAUGGAACCUGUCUGUUAUUCAGUUCGACGUUGGAACCAUCCAACUGGCCACGCCAGCAGUGUUUAAUGAAUACGUUCAACCAAUUGAUCUUCCAGCGAUGUCGGAUCGAAGAACAUUCGCCGGUAUGAGAGCCACUCUGUCGGGCUUCGGAAGAACAGAUGACGUUCCAGGUUCCCCAGCAUCCGAUGUGCUUAUGUUUACCAGCAAUCCUGUCCUGACCAACGCCAACUGUCGAGCCCAUCUGGAACCGUUCUCCAUUCAACCGCAGCACAUUUGUCUCUCUGGAGCUGGCGGACGUGGUGCAUGUCACUGGGAUUCCGGUGGGCCACUAACAGUCCAGGAGGAUGAUGGGCGAAUAAUUCAGAUUGGAAUCACUUCAUUUGUACUUGGAGGAAUGUGUUCUACCGAAAUUCCAACUGGCUUUGCACGCAUUUCUUACUUCCUGGACUGGAUUGCUGAACAUUCGGAUGUUGUAUUGCGUGAAUGAUUAGAGUCAUUGAUAAUAAAUUCAAAAUUCCAAUAAAUAAGAA
This is a messenger RNA of Culex pipiens pallens (northern house mosquito), 933 nucleotides long. RefSeq names its product brachyurin-like. The coding region runs from base 36 to 890 and encodes 284 amino acids. The record is from RefSeq and is a predicted model, not a curated record. Lineage: Eukaryota; Metazoa; Arthropoda; Insecta; Diptera; Culicidae. The transcript has a single exon. Gene Ontology annotation, molecular function: serine-type endopeptidase activity. Gene Ontology annotation, biological process: proteolysis.